Molecule: messenger RNA, 364 nt
Organism: Paramecium octaurelia
Lineage: Eukaryota; Ciliophora; Oligohymenophorea; Peniculida; Parameciidae
Source: the annotation of a GenBank genome assembly
AUGAACUCUAAACCUUAUUCAAAACUAUUUAGAAUAAAAUAGCAUAGUUAAAUAAAAAUCCAGAAUGAGAUAUUUUUUUGCCAAUUGUAGACCAUAAAAAAAAGUUGAUUUUUAUAUAAAAAUUCUUCCUCCUUGGUUUCAAAGGGAAUAGAGAAUCAGUUUAUAAGGCUUAGUGACCUUAAGAAAAGAUUGGAGAGAAAUGGAGAAGAGCAGAAUAACCUUAACAUGGUCAGUGAUGAAACUAGUUUUCUUGAUGGAGGAAUUAAAUGUGAUUAUCUUGCUGGGACAGUCCAAUCCUGCUUGAGCUAGUUGAAAUGGGUCUAACUUCGUGAAGAUAAACUUUGAAAUACAUAAUUAAACAUCA